Messenger RNA from Mesorhabditis belari, 210 nucleotides. The record is from the annotation of a GenBank genome assembly. Lineage: Eukaryota; Metazoa; Nematoda; Chromadorea; Rhabditida; Rhabditidae.
AUGUCCACCGCGUGGCGGGUACUAUUAGCGCUAUUUUUUAUUUUAUUAGCCGUCGAAGCACGUUUCUUGAUAAUGGAUGAAGACGGUGUUUCGUUGAGAACUCUCUCGAUGUUAACCCAACCGAGAAGGUCCUAUUCAUUGGCUAGCUAUUUGGAUAAAAGAGUUGCCAAUCCACCAACGAAAUGUCUAUGGAAGCUGUGCCCGGGGAAA